Molecule: messenger RNA, 1096 nt
Organism: Anolis carolinensis (green anole)
Lineage: Eukaryota; Metazoa; Chordata; Lepidosauria; Squamata; Anolidae
Gene: nmrk2
Product: nicotinamide riboside kinase 2
Cellular component (GO): cytoplasm
Molecular function (GO): ribosylnicotinamide kinase activity
Source: RefSeq, a predicted model, not a curated record
GAUCUAGUGCUUUUCCACCCGGCUCGUUUGGGGCGGGGACAAGUGGGGCCCCGGGUUGUAUUAAAGGCCGAGUGGAGCGCCGGGAUCCUGAAUGAGAGCAGAAGGAAGGAAGGAAGUCCGCCGGCACUCUCGGCUCGCCUUGUGCAUUCCGGGUCCAGACCUUAAAAGUGAGAUGAAGUUCAUCCUCGGCAUCGGAGGGGUGACCAAUGGGGGCAAGACCACCUUGACCGACCGGCUGACCAAAGCCCUUCCCAACUGUUGUGUCGUCCACCAGGACGACUUCUUCAAGCCACAAGAUCAAAUACAAGUCGGGGAAGACGGCUUUAAGCAAUGGGAUGUGCUCGAUUCCUUGGAUAUGGAGGCCAUGGUGAGCACUGUCAGAGCAUGGGUCGAGAACCCGGUGAAGUUCGCACGGUCCCACGGGGUGAGCGUGACACACGGGAUAAGCGUGUCACACGGCUCCCCGCCGCUCCACUCCGAGGACGACAUCCACAUCCUCGUGGUCGAGGGCUUCCUGCUUUACAACUUCAGGCCGCUGGUGGAGUUGUUCAACAAGCGCUACUACAUCGCCGUCCCGUACGACGAGUGCAAACGGAGGAGGAGUACACGCAAAUACACGGUCCCCGACCCUCCCGGUCUCUUUGACGGUCACGUUUGGCCCAUGUACGUGAAACACCGGAAGGAGAUGGAGGCCAGCGAGGUGGAAGUCGUGUACUUGGACGGCUUGAAGUCCCGGGACGACCUCUAUCGGGAAGUCUUCGAAGAGAUCCAGAACACGCUCUUCAACGCUUCGACCGGCGGACACCUCCGCGAACAACCCGAAUGUAAAUAUUACUUUGAACGUCAACGGGGUUUCGUGUUUUCACGACACUCGUGUGUUGCGGAUCGCUCUCCUUCACACCCCUCCUUUUUGUUUUGUAAAUAACUUGAAUGUCCGGCUAAUUUAUUCGCAAGCCCAAGGGCGGGUUUCCAAAAAUAUUUUAUAUUCCUUUUGUAACGCCCAAGGCGAGUCUGUAAAAUAUCCCCGCGCCUCUCGUUCUGUCCGUGACUUUCGUUUGUUUCUAUUGUACAACUAUUAAAAUAAUAAUUCAACCUC